AUGUCGUUUGCACCUACACAAAUCUUUGCGGACGGGACCACCGAGGAAAAGGGUGAGAAUGCGCGUCUCGCUGCCUUUGUCGGAGCCAUUGCUGUUGGCGACCUGGUGAAAAGCACACUCGGUCCCAAGGGCAUGGAUAAGAUUCUGCAGUCAGCAUCCACUGGCGAAAUCAUGGUCACCAACGAUGGCGCUACCAUUCUCAAAUCGAUUGCCCUCGACAAUGCAGCCGCCAAAGUCCUGGUCAACAUUUCAAAAGUGCAAGACGACGAAGUCGGGGACGGCACAACGUCGGUUGCCGUCCUCGCCGCCGAGCUGCUUCGCGAGGCUGAGAAGCUCGUCGACAAGAAGAUUCACCCCCAGACUAUCAUCGAAGGAUACAGAAUAGCUAGCCAAGCCGCGCUCAAAGCUCUCGAAGCCUCUGCUGUUGACCAUAGCAAGAACCCCGACGCUUUCCGCAAAGACCUCGUCUGCAUUGCCCGCACGACCCUGAGCUCCAAGGUCCUCGCCCAAGACCGCGAACACUUUGCCGAGCUUGCAACCGACGCCGUUCUCCGACUGAAGAAGUCUUCUGACCUUAGCCAUAUCCAGAUCAUCAAGAAGGCCGGUGGCAAGCUGAGCGACUCGUACCUCGACGAAGGGUUCAUCCUGGACAAGAAGAUUGGCGUCAACCAGCCCAAGCGCCUGGAAAAGGCCAAGAUUCUGGUAGCCAACACUUCUAUGGAUACCGACAAGAUCAAGAUCUUCGGUGCCCGCGUCAAGGUCGGCUCGACUUCCAAGCUUGCCGAGCUUGAGAAGGCGGAGAAGGAUAAGAUGAAGGCCAAGGUGGAGAAGAUCAAGGCCCACGGCAUCAACUGCUUCAUUAACAGACAACUGAUUUACAACUGGCCAGAGCAGCUCUUCACGGAUGCUGGCAUCAUGUCGAUUGAGCAUGCCGAUUUUGAUGGCAUCGAGCGCCUGGCCCUCGUCACUGGUGGCGAGAUUGCCUCUACCUUUGACCACCCUGACCAGGUCAAGCUGGGACAGUGCGACCUCAUCGAAGAGGUCAUCAUUGGCGAGGAUACCCUGAUCAAGUUCUCUGGCGUGUCCUCUGGUGAAGCUUGCACUAUUGUUCUUCGUGGUGCUACCGAACAGCUUCUUGACGAGGCCGAGCGAAGCUUGCACGAUGCCCUGGCGGUUCUGUCGCAGACUGUCCGGGAACCACGCACCACUCUUGGAGGUGGUUGCGCCGAGAUGCUAAUGGCCAAGGCUGUGGAGGGCGCUUCAACAAGAGUCGAAGGCAAGCGCCAGAUGGCUGUUAACAGCUUCGCCAUUGCGUUGAUGCAGCUCCCUACUAUUCUGGCCGACAAUGCCGGUUUGGACUCUAGCGACCUGGUGGCACGUCUGCGCAACACAGUGUACAAGGGCAUGUCUACGUAUGGUCUCGACCUGACGACGCCGGGCGGUGGACUUGCCGAUAUGCGGGACCUGGGUGUUAUCGAGAGCUAUAAGCUAAAGAGGGCUGUUGUGUCGUCCGCCAGCGAGGCUGCGGAGGUGAGCUUCCCCAAAGCUUUGACAAACUAG
Cordyceps militaris CM01 is the source of this 1560-nucleotide messenger RNA. RefSeq names its product T-complex protein 1, beta subunit. Bases 1 to 1560 code for a protein of 519 amino acids. Gene Ontology annotation, cellular component: cytosol; chaperonin-containing T-complex. The transcript is spliced from 3 exons. Gene Ontology annotation, molecular function: ATP-dependent protein folding chaperone; ATP binding; ATP hydrolysis activity. Lineage: Eukaryota; Fungi; Ascomycota; Sordariomycetes; Hypocreales; Cordycipitaceae. The record is from RefSeq and is a predicted model, not a curated record. Gene Ontology annotation, biological process: protein folding.